AUGUAUGACAAAGUACAAACUGUUAAUUCCUUGAAGGCGGAUUGCAUUCUGACGGCGGUCAGCGUAGACGAGGAAACCAUCUACAGUAAAUCCACCUCGCUGCAGUCCUGGCUGCUAGGAUACGAGCUGACUGAUACGAUUACGGUGCUGUGCGAAAAGUCCAUCUUUUUCCUGACCAACAAGAAGAAGAUCGAGAAGGACGGUGAGGAAAAGUUGCUGGAGGCGAUUAAGGUAUCCAAGGAUGGCAAAACGUUGGGCGUCUUCUCCAAUUACAACUUCCCGGGUGAAUUCUGUGAAUCAUGGCAAGCCUUCGUCAAGGACAAGAGCUUCGAUACGGUGGACAUCAGUGUCCCAAUCGGGUACAUCAUGUGCUCCAAGGCCUGCUUGAUGACGGUAGACGUAUUCAACAAGUACCUCAAGUAUCACAUCAUGGAGAUUAUCGACGCUGAUAAGAAAGUAAAACAUGCCAAACUGUCGGAGGGUGUCGAGCAGGCUCUGACGGACAAAAGCUAUGUCUCCGGCGAUUAUCCAAUCGGGUGGCUAGAAGUCAAUCCGACGGAAACGAUUCAGAAGCACUACACCUUUCUCCUCAAUCUGGAAGAGGAACUGCUUAAGGUGAUGAUUCCGGGCAAGACGCUCUCGGAGGGUUUCGACGUCGGAAUGGAUUAUGUCAAGAAGGAGGAUCCAAGCAAAGACGUUCGGUUUUGCCAUCGAGUUGAAGUUCCGGGAGAAUUCGAGUAA
Messenger RNA from Ochlerotatus camptorhynchus, 741 nucleotides. RefSeq names its product FACT complex subunit spt16-like. The coding region runs from base 1 to 741 and encodes 246 amino acids. NCBI's taxonomy places the organism in Eukaryota, Metazoa, Arthropoda, Insecta, Diptera, Culicidae. The transcript is spliced from 3 exons. Gene Ontology annotation, molecular function: nucleosome binding. The record is from RefSeq and is a predicted model, not a curated record. Gene Ontology annotation, biological process: transcription elongation by RNA polymerase II. Gene Ontology annotation, cellular component: FACT complex.